This is a messenger RNA of Uranotaenia lowii, 12435 nucleotides long. It is a transcript of the gene Dhc36C, whose product is annotated as dynein axonemal heavy chain 7. The transcript is spliced from 23 exons. Gene Ontology annotation, cellular component: dynein complex. The record is from RefSeq and is a predicted model, not a curated record. Gene Ontology annotation, biological process: microtubule-based movement. NCBI's taxonomy places the organism in Eukaryota, Metazoa, Arthropoda, Insecta, Diptera, Culicidae. Gene Ontology annotation, molecular function: dynein light intermediate chain binding; ATP binding; ATP hydrolysis activity. Bases 217 to 12366 code for a protein of 4049 amino acids.
UCGGUUAGUAAGGAACGGCUUUUUUCCGUGGUUCUUGAUAUUGGGAUUUUAUUGUGGAAAGUUUUAUUUGCUAUAUUUUAUUUGUUGACAAAUAACGGUGAGAAAUAAAAGGUUAAAAGUGAAGGAUAAGUUGAAAAAUGUGGUUCUUACUGGUGGAGGUGUAGUGACAACAAUCUCAUUUGGAAUAGUAUCAUUAGGCUUCCCAGGGCUGGGGACAUGAAUCCCAACCCGAAGGCCAGGAGGCUUUCGAGCCAAGCGACGUCACGCUGCCCGGCGGACAUUUCGAUGCCAUCAUCGACACGUGGUUCGUUGCUGAGCAAACGAAAACCAACCACUUCCAGUGGCACCCGGAUGCCAGCUCUGGCCGGAGUCCGUUCCCGAGACGAACCCAAUAGAUCGACUUUAGGCGAUUUCAGUACCUCUAGGCUGCUGUCCGGUAUCAAACCAAAAGCCAACCCGGAGUACAACCGGAAGCGUAUCUGGCAGGAAUUGAACAUGCCGACGGAUUGUGAUUUUCUGGAUUCGAACGUUUUUUCACUUCCGGAUAAAUUGCUCAAACAUGGCCCGAAAAUGAGACCGUCACCGUUAACGAGACCUAAACCGGUUCACAAGAAAAAAAUAAGAUCGUAUACAGCACUGAGAAAAGAUCGCGAGGAUUUCCGUAAGCGUCUAAUCAAGUUGAUUGUUCGAAAAGACUAUGAGAAGGAUGACCCGGAAAAUACUUUCCCAAAUGUCGAAGAACGGGAACUAUUGAGGUAUCACCAUUACAUACGAAGCGGUAUCGAUACAGUCCACGUGGCUCCCAUCGAUAAGCGUGUUUUACAGAGGAUUUUAAAACUGUUGCCGAAAAAUCUCUCUAAGUACAAAGCGGCAUUGAGGACAAUUUUUGACGAAAUAAAAGAUGACUAUUCCCUUGCGGUGAAGAAGGCUGUCGUCGAUUUUGUACUUGGAGAUGCAAUGACUAAAUUUAUGAAGAAGGAAGAAGUAACACCGGCGCGAUUGGAGAUAAAGGAUUUGCGCCUCAAAUGGAAGCACCGAUACGACGAAAACCGUGCCAAACUCAAAAGAAACCUCUUUUCCAUCAAUGCCUGCUCGAUACAGGUUUUGGAGCUGUGGGAUAAUGACUUCAAAACUUUGGCGUUGGUCAAUGUCGAAAAACUGAUGGAAAGGGGACAGGCUUACGAUUUGACCGAGUUUACGUCUACUGUAAACCAACAAAUUGAAGAAGCUAAACUGUUGCUAGAUGAGAGUUGGUACGGCUGCAUCAAGAUAAUUUUUAAUAAGGGAGUCCGUAAAAAGUUGAUUCCCGAUGCAGCGACUAAGCCCAAGCUUUUACAGAAAUUCUUUAACUCAAUGGCCACACUUAUGACCCGGCAGCUACAAAACCUUUGCAACAAAAGUAUCGUGGCCUACACCGAUUACAUUUGCGAUGUCGGAAAAUCCAACCAAGGAUUCCGUCUCACCAUUUUGCUCGAAAAUCAAGAUACUCUCUCUUUCAUUCCUAGCUUUUCCAGGUUCCAGAUCGAAUUGGUCAAGAUCAUCGACAACAUCGUCAAAGCAGUGAAAAGCUUCAAACGGAUCGAAAGACAGCUGCUGCCAAGUUUUCCUUGCGUGGAUGCGAUGCUCAAGCCUGAUAUAUCUGCCGAUAUUAUCAAUCAAUGUAAGGCUCGUAUUUGCGAUGUCUUGGAAGAGCAGCGUAUUGGUCCCGAGCUACGAAUGCAAGACUUUGACAACUACAUGUCGCUGAUGAAUGGCAGCGACAUCGACGAAAUCGAGCGGUUUAUGGAGAAACGACCAUGCUUCGAAGACUACUGCAAAUACAUCGCACACUACAAAGAGAUGCAGAAUAAUGUGACGAGAGAAAUCUGGGGAGUAAUCUCCAUGGGUCUCUAUGAAUUCCACCGAGAGGGUCUAAUCGAUACGUUGGAAGGCUUGGCCAAGUUUAUGCAGCAAGAGCUGAUAGCCAAAAUGAUAGCUGAUCAGCAAAAUUCCGCUUUCAAGCUUGCAAAUGAAUACGAAUCCAUCGCUGGGAAGGUUCUCACCGUUCCCAAAGAUACCGCUGAACUCAUGUCUCUAAAAGACUACGCUAUCAAAAUGGAAGAAACUACCAUUCCCGAUAUGGAACAGCGCCUCAAAAUCAACCUUGGUCAUUUGCUGUACCUAACAGACCAUACUAUUUUCACUCCGUUGGAAAUUAAACAGAACAAUAACACAUUCCAAUGGUACAUGAAGAUGCCCCAAGUCUUCCAAGAUCAUAAAAAUAUUAUCAGUGAGAAAACUGUCGAAUAUCAAGAUUCGUUGAAACGAAGAAUAGAGAGUUUUAGGCGGGACCUGGAAUUAUACUGGGGACAGCUACAGGAAUACGAUUCAUGGGGUGAUAUCAAGCAUCUGCAGAGAUACAAGAGAAAAGCAACAGGUUUGGACAAUAAGCUGUCAGCUGCACUGGAAAAGAUCGACCAUAUAAACGAGGAAGAGAUCGCUUAUGGUUGGGAACUAUCGCAAUAUCCGUUGAGGAAACAGUGCCAUGAUAAGCUUAGUCCUUACAAAAAGCUGUAUGAUGCUGGACAAGAGUUCAUGGAUAAGUACGAUCUGUGGAUGCACUCCCAGGUGGGAUCUCACGACCCCGAAGAGGUGGAAGAUACGGUCGGCGGCCUUUAUCGCACGGUAUACAAGCUAGAAAAGAAAUUUGCUGACGCAUAUCAGCCGGCGCGAUUGGCACACGAUAUCAAAAACCGUUUAGAUCAAUUUAAAACUAACAUGCCGAUUGUACAAACUCUCGGUAAUCCGGGCAUGAAAGAACGCCAUUGGGAGCAAGUCUCCGAGAUCAUUGGUUUCCCCAUAAAAAUUGCUCCAGAUCUAACGCUCGAAAAGGUGAUAGACUAUGGCUUGGAUGAUUACAUUUCCCGGUUCGAGACAAUCUCCGAGAGUGCGACUAAGGAGAAUAAUUUGGAGAAAGCGAUGAUCAGAAUGGUUAGCGAGUGGAGCGAUAUGGCCUUCAUUGCACUGCCCUAUCGAGAUACCGGCACGUAUAUUCUUUCCGCUAUUGAUGACAUCCAAGUACUGCUAGACGAUCACAUUAUCAAAACUCAAACGAUGAAAAGUUCAUUGUAUAUCAAACCUUUCGAGGCUGACAUCUUGGCUUGGGAGAAGAAGCUCAUGCUAUUGCAAGAUAUCCUGGAUGACUGGCUGAAGGUACAGGCGACAUGGAUGUAUCUGGAGCCUAUUUUCAGUAGUCCUGACAUCCAGUCGCAGAUGCCCGAAGAAGGUCGUCGCUUCAGUGCGGUCGACAAGAUAUGGAAGGAUCUGAUGAAGACGGUGCACAACGAUACGCGUGUCCUAGUGGUCCUCGAAAUAGACAAAAUGUCUGAGAAACUCAAGAAGUCGUACAGCCUUCUGGAGGUCAUUCAGAAGGGUCUCAACGAUUACCUAGAGAAGAAGCGUCUCUACUUCCCACGGUUCUUUUUCCUGUCGAACGAUGAACUGCUGGAAAUCUUAUCGGAAACGAAGGAUCCUACCCGUGUGCAACCACAUCUGAAGAAGUGCUUCGAGGGCAUCGCCACGCUGCACUUCACCGAAUCGCUUGACAUCACUAUGAUGCGAUCUAGUGAAGGGGAAGAGGUUGAGCUGACGGAUGAAAUAUCGACGGCCAAGGCAAAGGGUCAGGUGGAAAAGUGGUUACUGGAGCUGGAGACUGCCAUGAAGAAAAGUGUCCGCCUUAAGAUCGACCAGUCCUACGAAUCAUACCCGACGUCUGUACGCCAUGAGUGGGUUCUUGUAUGGCCGGGUCAGAGUAUUCAGAGUAUAUCUUGUGCUUACUGGACCCUUGAAAUCACCAAAUGUUUCGAUAGUGAAGAUCCCUUGGCAGCAUUGAUAGUUUAUAAAGAAAAAUGUAAAGAACAAAUUUCUCACAUCGUCGAUCUUGUCCGAGGAAAACUUGCCAUGCAAAAUCGUAUCACAUUAGGUGCGUUAAUUGUUUUGGACGUUCACGGUCGAGAUGUUUUGGCGGAUCUGAUUGACAUCAAAACAACCAAAUCAGAUGAUUUCAAUUGGCUAGCACAGCUGCGCUACUAUAUGGAAGGUCCAGAUUUAGUCACACGAAUGAUCAACUCACAAUUGAAGUAUGGUUAUGAAUAUCUCGGGAACACUGCACGUUUAGUGAUAACCCCUCUGACAGAUCGAUGCUACCGGACACUAUUUGGUGCAUUGCACUUGCAUUUGGGAGGAGCCCCGGAAGGACCAGCCGGAACAGGAAAAACUGAAACAACCAAAGAUUUGGCUAAAGCUGUUGCUAAGCAGUGUGUCGUUUUUAACUGUUCCGAUGGAUUGGACUACAUCGCGCUGGGCAAGUUCUUCAAGGGUCUGGCAUCCUGUGGCGCUUGGUCCUGCUUCGAUGAGUUCAAUCGUAUAGACUUGGAAGUGCUAUCCGUGGUUGCUCAACAAAUUCUUACUAUUCAGCGAGCUAUCAAUUCGGGCUCAAAUACGCUUAUAUUUGAAGGAACUCUUCUUAAUCUAGAUCCCACAUGUGCCGUGUUCAUUACAAUGAACCCGGGUUAUGCUGGUCGUUCGGAGCUACCGGACAACUUGAAAGCGUUGUUCCGCUCGGUAGCAAUGAUGGUGCCCGACUAUGCGUUGAUUUCGGAAAUAGAGCUAUAUUCAUAUGGAUUUUUGAACGCCAAGCCUUUAGCAGUGAAAAUCGUUGCUACCUAUAGGUUGUGUUCCGAACAACUCAGUUCUCAGCCACACUACGAUUAUGGAAUGCGUGCUGUGAAAUCAGUAUUGAAGGCAGCUGGAGCAUUGAAGCUGCGUUAUCCUGACGAACUGGAGGACAUACUUAUUCUGAGGUCGAUUAAAGAUGUAAAUUUGGCUAAAUUCUUGGAACAGGAUGUUCCUUUGUUCCAAGGUAUCAUUUCUGAUUUAUUCCCUGGAAUAAAAUUACCUGAACCAGACUAUGUGGUAUUCGACCUGGCUGUUCAGAAAGCAUGCACACAUAACAACUUACAGUGCACUCCGGCGUUCCUCGAGAAGGUACAACAACUUUACGAGAUGAUCGUAGUUCGGCAUGGUUUAAUGCUGGUGGGUCCCCCAUUCGGAGGCAAAACAUCAGCUUAUCGAAUGCUUGCGGAAGCAUUAUUGUAUAUUGAAGAACAAGGCGAAAUGGAUGAACAUCGAGCAAUAUUUACAAUUAUGAAUCCGAAAGCAAUCACAAUGGGGCAGCUCUACGGUCAAUUCGAUGCUGUAUCACAUGAAUGGAGCGACGGUAUUUUAGCUGUAAGCUAUCGACAAUUUGCAGUCAGCACUACUCUAGAUAGGAAAUGGUUGAUCUUCGACGGACCCGUAGAUGCAAUUUGGAUUGAAAAUAUGAACACCGUAUUGGAUGAUAACAAAAAGCUUUGUUUGAUGUCGGGUGAAAUUAUUCAAUUGGCUAACACAACAAAUUUAAUAUUUGAGGUAAUGGAUCUCGAUGCAGCGUCUCCAGCAACGGUAUCCCGCUGUGGAAUGAUUUAUUUGGAGCCAACGUCAUUGGGGUGGGAGCCUUUACUAGAGUCUUGGAAAAAUACUUUGCCCGAGUCCCUUCAUUCGGUCAACAAACAAGGGAUUACACAGAUGUUCAUGCGGUUCUGUCCCAUUCUGCUGUGGUUCGUUCGCAAGGGUGGGUUGCGUGAAAUGAUGCCCACUUCCGAUUCGAACCUUGUGAAGUCAUUGAUGAACCUCUUCGAUUGCUUCUUGGAUGACUAUAGCAAUGAGGCCUACAUGAAAACGGUGUCCGAAGUCGAUGUACGAGCACAGCUGGAAGGCGUGUUUUUCUUUUCUUGCAUUUGGGCUAUCGGAGGACCACUAGAGACGGAAAGCCGCGAAAAGUUCAGUGAACUGUUCCGCGCGCUCACCGAGAAAAAUUUCCCCGAAGAACUGAAUGACAAAUUUCAUAUUCCACAAAAUCUGCACGUACCUCCUCUAACCAAGCCAUUCAUAUUCCAAAUUCCUCGUGGAGGAACCGUCUUCGAUUAUCAAUAUACGAGAGAAGGAAAAGGAAAAUGGCGACCUUGGGCAGAGGAAAUCGCACACAGUGCUUCUAUCCCAAGAGAUGUGCCCGUGAACCAGAUUAUUGUUCCAACUGUGGAAACCAUACGAAUAACACAUCUGCUAGAACUGCUUGUUCAGCACCGAAAAGGAGUUCUACUCGUUGGGCCAACCGGAACUGGAAAAAGCGUAUACACGAUAGACUUUCUACUGAAACGAAAUGAUACCAAUAUCUACAAGCCGUUGUUGAUAAGCUUCUCGGCUCAAACAUCGGCCAACCAGGUACAGGAUAUCAUUAUGUCUAAGUUGGAUAAGCGGCGCAAAGGUGUAUUCGGCCCUCCAUUGGGAAAGAAGUGUGUUGUGUUCAUCGAUGACGUGUCGAUGCCCCAGAAGGAAACGUAUGGAGCACAGCCACCAAUCGAGAUCGUUCGAAUGUUUUUAGAUCAUGCUAUGUGGUACGACAGAAAAGAAGUGGUUCCUAUGAAAUUAGUCGAUCUGCAGGUCAUGUGUGCCAUGGGACCGCCGAGUACUGGCAACACGGUCACACCGAGAUUUUCGAGACACUUUCUAUCGAUUGCUCUAGAUGAAUUCGACGACGAUACCUUAACUGGUAUCUUCAGCAAGAUAGUUUUGUGGCAUUUAGAUACCAGAGGUUUUUCCAAAGAAUUCGAUCCCUGUAUCGAUGAAAUUGUACUUUCGACGUUGCAAAUCUAUCGUGAAGCAAGAAAAGUACUGUUACCCACCCCCGCAAAAUGUCAUUAUCUGUUUAAUCUACGUGACUUUUCCAGAGUUAUACAGGGUGUGCUGUUAUCUGUACCUGAAGGUACGGAAACUCUCAACUGUAUAAGAAGACUCUGGGCUCACGAAAUAUUGAGAGUCUACGGAGACCGCCUUGUCGACGAUGAAGACAGAGAGUGGCUAUUCCAAGAACUUUGCACCGUCAUUGACAAGUACAUGCAUGAAGAUCCAAAGAAUUUGUUUGAUACCUAUACAGUUGGUGGUCAGUUAAAAGAGCAUCAUUUGCGGGCCCUAAUGUUUUGUGAUUUUACAAAUCCAAAGGCGGAUACCAAACUCUACCUAGAAGUUUUGGAGAUGGAAGAGUUGGGUUUCGUAGUUGAGUCCUAUUUAGUCGAGUUCAACAAUAUGUCAAAGAAGCCGAUGACCUUGGUAUUGUUCCGCUUUGCUAUCGAACAUUUGUCGAGAAUCUCUCGUAUCAUAAAGCAACCUAGAAGUCACGCUCUGCUUAUUGGAAUGGGUGGCUCGGGAAGGCAAUCAUUAGCUAGAAUUGCAUCUCAUAUAUGUUCUCACGAGCUUUUCCAGGUUGAAAUAUCUCGGCAAUAUGGAAUGAACGAGUGGCGAGAAGACAUGAAAAACUUGUUGAAAAAAGUAGCAUCGUCCGACCAACAUAUUUCAUUUCUUUUUACCGACACUCAAAUCAAGGAAGAAACAUUUUUGGAAGAUGUCAACAAUCUGUUGAACUCAGGAGAGAUUCCAAACUUGUUCAAUAAUGAAGAAAAAGCCGAGAUUGUUGAAAAAAUGCGGCAAAUAGAUCGUCAAAAAGAGAAAUCUCAGCAAACAGAUGGAAGUCCAGUGGCACUCUUUAACAUGUUUGUAACGAUUGUUCGCGAUCAGUUGCAUAUCAUAUUGUCCAUGUCGCCAAUCGGCAACGCCUUCCGUAAUCGAGUUAGAAAAUUUCCGUCUAUUGUCAACUGCUGUACCAUCGAUUGGUUUCAACCUUGGCCGAAGGAUGCUCUCGUUGCAGUGGCGACUAAAUUUUUAUCAACCGUUGAAAUGCCGGAACACGAACGGAACGCUUGUAUUGAUAUGUGUAUGGAAUUUCAUACAUCUACGCAGACAUUAUCGGAAGAGUUUAUGAUUCGUUUGAAUAGACAUAACUACGUGACUCCCACAUCGUAUUUGGAACUGAUUCAUACCUUCAAAUCGUUGCUCGAUAAAAAACGAACGGAAGUUUUGACUGGUAAGAAUCGUUACUUGACUGGUCUCAAACAGCUGGAGAUCGCUGCCCAACAGGUCGGGGUAAUGCAAGAACAGCUUGAAGCUGUACAGCCACAGCUCAAAAUUGCUGCCGAAACCGUCGCCCAACAGAUGGCUAAGGUUCAAGCAGACAGUGAGGUUGCGGCCGUACAGAGGGAACAGGUCAAGAAAGACGAAGCGAUUGCCCAGGAACAGGCAGCUGCCGCAAAUGAGAUACGAGAAGUUUGCGAUGCCAAACUCGAGUUAGCUAUGCCAAUUUUAAGAUCUGCAGAAGAGGCUUUGAACACACUGACUCCAGCUGAUAUAACUAUUGUCAAAACAAUGAAAAGUCCACCGAUUGGUGUGCGAAUAGUUAUGGAAGGUAUUUGCAUCUUGAAGGACAUUAAACCGGACCGUGUAGCAGCCCAGUCCGGUAUGGGUAUGGUUGAGGACUAUUGGGGACCCUCCAAAAAGGUACUGGGCGAUAUGAAAUUUUUAGACGGUUUACUCAAUUUCGAAAAAGAUGACAUACCGCCAAGGGUUAUUCAAAAACUGGAAGAACGGAUAUUGACAAAUGAAAGCUUCGACCCCGAGAAGGUUAAAGUAGCUUCCACAGCAUGCGAAGGUCUCUGCAAGUGGAUCUUGGCAAUUGUGAAAUAUGACGUAGUCGCCAAAGAGAUUGCCCCGAAGAAGGCAGCUCUUAGAGAAGCCGAUGGGAAAUACAAUGAUGCCAUGGCCAUAUUGAAUGCAAAGCUUGAGCAACUUGCCAUUGUGGAAAAUAACUUAGCUGAACUACAGAGAAAGCUAGACGAACAAAUCCAACAACACGCUAAGUUGCAAGCUAAUGUCGAUCUGUGCAUGAAAAAGCUUGAGCGCGCAACUGAGAUUAUUACUGGCCUGGGUGGUGAAAAAGAUCGCUGGGAGAAAGCUGCGGAAAACCUUGGAACGGUAUACGAUAAUUUGACUGGAGAUGUUUUGGUAGCUUCUGGAGUGGUUGCAUACUUAGGUCCAUUUACAACACAGUUUCGUUCACAACAAAUCAAGAAGUGGAUUGUCAGUUGUCGAGCCAAGAAAAUUGUCUGUUCUAUGGAUUUCCAACUAGCAACCGUUCUGGGUAAUCCUGUGGAUAUUAGGGCCUGGAAUAUAUUCGGAUUACCUAGCGAUCCGUUCUCCGUUGAGAGUGGUAUUAUAAUUCACAAUGCACGUCGAUGGCCACUGAUGAUAGAUCCACAAGGUCAGGCCAAUAAAUGGGUUCGAAACAUGGAGAAAGCGAACAAAAUAUGCAUUAUCCGAUUUUCUCAAUCGGACUACACCCGUGUGCUUGAAAAUGCAAUUCAGUUCGGCUUGCCGGUAUUGCUGGAAAACGUGGGUGAAGAAAUUGAACCAUUGCUAGAACCGGUAUUGUUGAGACAAAUUUUCCGGCAAGGUGGAACAAUGUGCAUCAAGUUGGGAGAUUCGAUCAUAGAAUAUAACGACACAUUCAAGUUUUAUAUAACUACGAAACUGCGAAACCCCCACUAUUUACCGGAAAUUGCUGUGAAAGUUACUUUGUUGAAUUUCAUGAUAACUGAAACUGGAUUGCAAGAUCAGCUUCUUUCCAUAACGGUUGCUCGCGAGCGCCCGGAUCUGGAGGCAGAAAAAAAUGCAUUGAUUCUGCAGGGAGCCGAAAACAAGCGACAAUUGCAGGAAAUUGAAGACAAGAUCCUUGAAGUACUCAGCUCCGAAGGAAACAUUCUUGAGGACGAAACGGCCGUAUCAGUGCUAAGCUCCAGCAAAACGCUGGCCAAUGAGAUCAACGAAAAACAACUCGUUGCAGAAGUUACUGAGCAUCAGAUCGAUAUAGCUCGGAUGCAGUAUACAUCGAUCGCGGCUCACUCGACGAUUCUAUUUUUUACGAUUGCAGACCUGGCGUAUAUCGAUCCGAUGUAUCAGUAUAGCUUGAUUUGGUUCGUGAUGCUAUUUACAGCAGCGAUCGACAACACCGAAAAGGUUGACGACGUUCCCACAAGAUUGCAGGACCUUAGGACGUACUUCACGUAUAGUCUUUAUGAGAAUAUUUGCCGGAGUCUGUUCGAAAAGGAUAAGAUUCUGUUUUCUUUCCUGUUAACUACCAACUUACAGUAUGAGGAGAAUAAGUUGGAUCGUACAGAAUUUAUGUUUUUGCUGACAGGCGGAGUGGGUCUGGAAAAUCCGGAUAAGAAUCCAGCCGACUGGUUGUCCAGCCCUAGCUGGGAUGAAUUAUGUAGAUUGUCGGCGUUUGAAACAUACGCGGGUCUUAAGGAGCAUGUGGUUGGACAUUUGACAGCUUGGAAGGCCUUCUUCGAUGAUGAUGUACCACAGGCGGCCGAAAUUCCCGAACCGUUUAAGUCGAGGCUUUCAGUUUUCCAAAAGCUGUUAGUCUUAAGAUGUUUCCGUCCAGACAAGCUGGUUCCAGCAAUUGAGCUAUAUGUUGAAAGUAUCAUGACGAGAAAAUAUGUUGAACCUCCUCCAUUCAAUUUGUCAGCGUCUUAUGACGAAUCGAAUUGCUGUGUUCCUCUUAUAUUUGUGCUGACGCCUGGAGCAGAUCCAACCGCUACACUCAUUCGAUUUGCUGAUACCCAAGGAUUGGGAGCAAACCGUUUGUACUCCUUAUCUCUUGGUCAGGGUCAGGGUCCGAUAGCGGCCAAAAUGAUCGACGAAGGAACUAAAUUUGGAAACUGGGUUUUGCUACAGAAUUGUCAUUUGGCGCAAAGCUGGAUGCCUACUUUGGAACGUAUUUGCGAAAGUAUUCAACCGGACACGACUCAUCCAGACUUUCGUUUAUGGUUGACCUCGUAUCCGACGGAACAUUUCCCAGUUGUGGUGCUGCAAAACGGAAUCAAAAUCACAAAUGAACCGCCUAAAGGCUUGAGGAUGAACAUUUUGCGUUCUUAUCUGGGAGAUCCAGUUUCUAAUGUUGAAUGGUUUGAAGCCUGCAAACAAUCGAAGAACUUCAAAGUUCUCCUGUAUAGCUUAUGCUUUUUCCAUGGAAUAGUGCAAGAGCGCAGACAGUUCGGACCGAUUGGUUGGAAUAUUCCGUAUGAGUUCAAUGAAACAGAUCUCAGCAUUAGCAUGACACAAUUGCGGAUGUUUUUGGAUGAAUAUGAGGAGGUUCCGUUUGUGGCUUUGCGUUAUCUGAUUGGCGAGUGCAACUACGGCGGUAGAGUAACAGAUGAUUGGGACCGGAGAUGUUUGAUAACGAUCUUGAAGCGCUUCUACACGUCGAACGUCAUUGAAGACGAGGGCUACAUAUUGGACGAGCAGGGUUUGUAUAGAAUUCCCGAUUUGAAAGAACACGAAGAGUUUCUGGCACACAUCAGAGGCUUACCAAUCAUUGCGAAGCCUGGUGUGUUCGGGCUGCAUGAAAAUGCUGACAUAAUGAAGGAUCAGAAGGAAACGGACUUACUUUUGACUAGCACACUGAAGACACAGGAUCGAACGGACUUGUUCGAGAUGAAGCUUCUUUUGGAUCAUCAGACAACUGCUACUGGCUCGUUCCGAGAAACACCUGCUGAGAUAAUAGUACGUGUGUCGUCAGAUGUCUUGAAGCGACUUCCUGCUGAAUUUGACAGAGAUGCAGCGCUGAACAAGUAUCCGACGCUUUAUCAUCAGAGUAUGAACACAGUUCUCGUGCAGGAGAUGGUUCGUUUCAACCGUUUAUUGGCCACUAUUCGAUCGAGUCUGCAGACGGCCAGUAAAGCCAUGCGGGGCUUAGUUGCCAUGUCCUCUGACAUAGAAGAAGUGGUUGCGUCGAUGCUGGUUGGACGCAUCCCGGCUCUCUGGGCCAAACGAUCAUACCCGAGUUUGAAGCCUCUCGGUAGCUACAUUGCCGAUUUCAUCUCAAGGCUCAACUUUCUACAGAAAUGGUAUGACGAAGGGCCUCCUACGGAUUUUUGGAUAUCCGGUUUCUUCUUCACGCAAGCUUUUAUGACGGGAGCACAGCAAAACUUCGCGCGAAAAUACGUCAUACCGAUUGAUUUGCUCGUGUUCGAUAACGUUGCUCUACAACAGUCGGAGUUUACUGAGCCACCGGAAGAUGGAGUCUACGUUUAUGGACUAUUCCUGGAAGGAGCUAGAUGGGAUCGUACGCUCGGACAUUUGCAAGAAGCUUUCCCGAGGGUUCUCUACGACACUAUGCCCCAUAUUUGGAUGCAACCGGUUAAGAAGGACGAUUUGAUCCCCCGGCAUACGUAUUCAUGCCCGGUUUACAAAACUGCUGAACGUCGAGGAAUUUUAUCAACCACCGGUCACAGUACCAACUUUGUGAUUUCACUGUUCCUGGAUUGUUCGCCGCGUGUUCAUCCAGAUCAUUGGAUUCGUCGAGGAACUGCGCUUUUGUGUCAGCUUAGUCACUAGAUAAUUGUUUCAUUAUCGAUUUUUAAUGGUUUACAGUUGUUUUUAGAAAUACACUUUUCGAAAAAUUGA